This is a messenger RNA of Psylliodes chrysocephalus, 1776 nucleotides long. The record is from the annotation of a GenBank genome assembly. Lineage: Eukaryota; Metazoa; Arthropoda; Insecta; Coleoptera; Chrysomelidae.
GAAGAAUCGAAGGUUUUUUUAGGUUAUAUUAUAGAAUAAAAAUAGUUUUAAACAAUAUAAAUUAAUAAACUAUUAGUUUAUUAAUUUAUCUAUGGCUGAUAGUGGAUAGUAUUUAAUAUUAUAGGCAAAGAAUACAUCGUUUAGGAAUAGGACUUGACCGAGAAAUAUACAAAUUAUGGAUCAAGAGGUUGCUUCUCCAAAACGACUUAGCAAGAAGUCAAAACAUAAAAGAUCAAAACCGAUACUUUCAGAAGAUGGUUCAUCUUCGAAUGACUUAGUUAUCGUCGAUGAAAUGCCACCUGUAAUAAAAUCUAAAAUUCCACCUAUACCAACGAAAGUUUCCCCUAUACCUGUCACUCCCACAGUAAAUAAAAAACGUAAAAAGCGCGACAGUGCUUCAAGUGAUGAAGAAAGAUGGUUAACUGCUAUUGAAUCUGGGAAAUUGGAAGAUGUAGAUGAUGAGUUGAAGAAAAUUAAACCAAAAGAUCCAGCUCUAAUGACUGCAAGACAAAGAGCCAUGUAUGAUAGGACAGGGGAGGGUACAUCAUCUAUGUCUACUCCAACUUUAAUGUCCUUGCCCACAGGAUAUAAGGAAAAAGUUAUGACUGCUGAAGCUAUUCAAAAGGCUGCAAUUAAAUCUUUAAAAAGGAAGCAAAUGGCUGAUGAAAAACGUGAAAAAGAUAAGAAGAAAACUAUGGAAAGAUUAUUAAAAAAACAAGAUUCAAAGUCUGGGAAACAAUUAAAACCAAAAACUGUUAGAACAUCAGCCCCUUGUAUUUUAUAUAAACAAAAUUUUGAUAUUACAAUUAUGGCAUUUCCAGAGGGUUAUGAUUAUCCUUUGAAGUCACAACAAGCUGUAAAGCCACAGAACAUUGUUUAUUGUAAUAUGGGAUGUGGUAAUAUAAAAAAAUACUCUUGUUCUAGGACAGGUGUGCCUCUGUGUAGUUUGCAGUGUUAUAAAAAGAAUAUUUCUAAUACGAUUAUGUAGAACAUUUAUUUGUGAUAUUGAUAAUUUUAAAUGUAAAUAUUUAUAUUUUUAUAAAUUAAUAUAUUAAGUCCCUUGUUAGUAUGGAAAGAAAUGAAGGAUAAUAGGAAAAAAGGAAAUGAGAAUCAUUACUUUUACAUAAAAAAUGUAUUGUCCUAUAUAUAUAAAAAAAAGAAAUAACAAAGUUCUUAAAUAAAGAUAUUUUUAAAGGAAAUUAGUAUCUGUACUUUGUGGAAUAGUCUUUAGGUGAUACCACUAAACCUCUACCUUUUCUAGCACCUCUAUAAACAGUUUCAACAAUGUCGAUCAUUUCUUGCUUAUCUUCUAGUGGCCAGUUGAUUUUGUUAUUAUUACCAGUACCUAAAUCUAUCAUAAUAUGCUUGUUUCUGAAGAAAAACAUCACUGUGCAAGGAUCAUACAAUUCAUACAUUUUGUUAAAGUCUGGCACUUCAGUUAUAUCAACUAAGUAUAUCACUGCAAAAUUUUUUACUUUUUCUGCGAUGCUGUAGAGAACCUCGUCCAUUUUCAUGCAAGAAGGAUCCCAAUCGUGACCAAAUCGUAUUACUACAACUCUAUCUUCUUCAGAUAGGAUAGCUUGGUCGACUUGCCAGCCGUUGUGUAAAUGCGCUAACAUAUAAGACAUUUUGAAAUUUAGUUAGAAUAAUAUCACAAAAUAAGGAAAUUUUUUUACUACAAUUGUUCAAACAAGCACGAGUAAAUAAAUUUCAGAAUAAAUAUAACUUUUAUGAUUAUUUACAAUCACAAUAUUUGACACCGACGGUAGUGACAGA